GCCGGACCGGGGGACGGUGGCGGCGGCGGGGCCGGAGGGGCCGGGGUCUGGGGUCUGCGGGUCCGGGGGGGCUGGGCCGGGGUCGCCAUGCGGCUGCUGCGGUGCCUGGCCAAGCGGGCGGCGCUGGCCGGCGUCCCCACCUACAUCGAGCACUUCAGCAAGUUCUCGCCCUCGCCGCUCUCCAUGAAGCAGUUCCUGGACUUCGGCUCCAGCAACGCCUGCGAGAAGACGUCGUUCACGUUCCUGCGGCAGGAGCUGCCGGUGCGCCUGGCCAACAUCAUGAAGGAGAUCAACCUGCUGCCGGACCGCGUCCUGCGCACGCCCUCGGUGCAGCUGGUGCAGAGCUGGUAUGUCCAGAGCCUGCUGGACAUCAUGGAGUUCCUGGACAGGGACCCUGAGGACCAGGCUGCCCUGGGACAGUUCACGGCCGCCCUGGUCACCAUCCGCAACCGGCACAACGACGUGGUGCCCACCAUGGCGCAGGGCGUGCUGGAGUACAAGGAGGCGUACGGGGACGACCCCGUAACCAACCAGAACAUCCAGUACUUCCUGGACCGCUUCUACCUGAGCCGCAUCUCCAUCCGCAUGCUGCUCAACCAGCACACACUGCUCUUCGAUGGCAGCACCAACCCCGCGCACCCCAAGCACAUUGGGAGCAUCGACCCCCACUGCAGCGUGGCUGACGUGGUGAGAGAUGCCUAUAACAUGUCCAAGCUCCUGUGCGACAAGUACUACAUGUGCUCGCCCGACCUGGAGAUCCAGGAGGUGAAUGCCGCCAGCCCCCAGCAGCCCAUCCGCAUCGUCUACGUCCCCUCGCAUCUCUACCACAUGCUGUUCGAGCUCUUCAAGAACGCCAUGCGAGCCACCGUGGAGAGCCACGAGAGCAGCCCCCGCCUGCCGCCCGUGCGCGUCAUGGUGGCCCUGGGCCAGGAGGACUUGGCCAUCAAGAUGAGUGACCGGGGCCUGGGCGUCCCCCUGCGGAAGAUCGACCGUCUGUUCAGCUACAUGUACUCCACCGCGCCCACCCCCCCGCUGGGCGACGGGGGGGCGCCCCUGGCCGGUUUUGGCUACGGGCUGCCCAUCUCCCGCCUCUACGCCCGGUACUUCCAGGGGGACCUGCAGCUCUUCUCCAUGGAGGGCUUUGGCACCGACGCGCUCAUCUACCUGAAGGCCCUGUCCACGGACUCGGUGGAGCGACUCCCCGUGUACAACAAGUCCGCGUGGCGGCACUACCAGGCCAGCCAGGACGGGGGGGACUGGUGCGUACCCAGCACCGAGCCCAAGAACGCCUCCACCUACCGCGUCCCGUAGGCCCCCCCGCGCCGGCAGCCCUGAGCCCCGGGGUCCCCGUGAGCACGGGGCGGUCCCUGCACCCCAGCUCUGCCUCUCGUGGCUGUUGGGGUCGCUGGGAAACGUGUGAGAUGUGGGGGGCCCAGCGCCCCCCGCCGUGGUUGCACUUAGGUAUGGAGCUGGGGGGGGUUGGAGCAGCGUGCAGGGGGAGCCCCUGUUGCCCCCCCGCCGCGGCACCCGCUCCGGAGGGUGCCCCCCGGGGCACUGCGGGUCUGGUCCUUGCACAGCGUGACCAGCAGCUUCCCUGCUCCUCCAGCCCCAACACGGGGGGGCACCAGGCCCGAGCCCCCCCAGCUCCCCACACUGUCCCUGGUGUUGCACUACUGAGCUGUUCCCACCCGUGUGCCCCCCACACCCGGGGUGGGCUCCCCACACUCCAACCCGCUCGGGAACCCCCUGCCCCCCCCCCACCCCCUCCCCCCGCUGUCAGUAAAUUGGAUGUCGACUGAG
Molecule: messenger RNA, 1800 nt
Organism: Columba livia (rock pigeon)
Lineage: Eukaryota; Metazoa; Chordata; Aves; Columbiformes; Columbidae
Gene: PDK2
Product: pyruvate dehydrogenase kinase 2
Exons: 11
Coding region: 88-1311 (407 amino acids)
Biological process (GO): regulation of glucose metabolic process; protein phosphorylation
Cellular component (GO): mitochondrion
Molecular function (GO): pyruvate dehydrogenase (acetyl-transferring) kinase activity
Source: RefSeq, a predicted model, not a curated record